Messenger RNA from Scheffersomyces coipomensis, 1410 nucleotides. Its product is annotated as Hyphally-regulated cell wall protein. The record is from RefSeq and is a predicted model, not a curated record. The coding region runs from base 364 to 1311 and encodes 315 amino acids. Lineage: Eukaryota; Fungi; Ascomycota; Pichiomycetes; Serinales; Debaryomycetaceae. The transcript is spliced from 4 exons.
GCAUAUAUACAUCGUCUAAGAUAAUACUAAAACUCACUCAAAGUGCACGUCAUUAUUCUCUUACUCUUUUAUUUUGGCUCCAUAUCUAAAAGGGUCCAUAAGUUUCUUUUAAAGUAAUCAGUAAGAUUGAAGUUUAUCUUGAACUUACAGUUUGUAUUGGCUAAUUUUUUCACGCUUUUACGUUUACGUAACACAGCAACUGUAAGCUUUAAACUUUUCUUUCUUGAAAAUCUUUUGAAAGAUAAGAAAUUGCUGCAAUAAUUUUUGCAAACUUCAAUAAUACAUUUGAACACUAAGGCGUCAAGGAACCUUUUUAAUAGGUUGAAUUGCUUAAGUAUUUUUAUUGAAGACCAAAAAUCCAUCAUGCCAUGUCCUUAUUCGUUUAGAAUUGAAAUCAAGAGUUCAAGUUAUAAGUGUACAGUCGCCUUUGCUGAAUUAAUUUCACAAAAUACUACUACUAAUGGUAAUAUUAAUCACUCCUUUUCAGGUAUUGAUAUUGUCAAGGAUGCUUUCUGGUCUAUUGUUAAUAACAAACUUAGUAAAAUUAUGGGUGAUGUUAAAAUUGCUGAAGGUGGUGCAUUAUAUAUUAGUAGUGCUUCAUCAACUCUUGGUUUAAAGGUUGAAAUGAACUCUCUUUUCAGUGAUAUUAGAAAUGAUGGUGUUAUGUCAUUGAAUUCUGUUAGAUCAACUAUUAAUGCUGAUUUCACUUUCAUUUCCAAGACUUUCACCAACACAGGUGAUUUCUUUAUGGCUGCAAGUGGAGCUCAAACUCUUAUUCCAGCUAAAAUGAAUGUUAUUUCAAAGAAUUUCAAUAAUACUGGGUUUAUGGUUUUCUUACAAAAUCAAAGAAACACUGCUAAAGUUAAUUUAGGUGAUAUUCUUGAUAAAUCAUCUUAUACUGUUCAUAAUAGUGGCCAAAUUUGUUUCUAUAAUCAAAUUUAUGAACAAUCUACUGCUAUUGCCGGUGAUGGAUGUAUUACUGCUUAUGACGAUUCCAGUAUUUUCCUUGCUAAUCCAAGUUUAGAAGUUUCUAAAAUUACUGCUUAUGAAAGUAUAUUCCAUUCAAAAGACAUUAUUAAAGUUGCAGGCUUUGGUGAUGGUAAUAAAAUUGGUAUGACUAAAGCUCUUAGUGGUGGACCAGUUGGUGUUCCAUAUACUUAUAAUGAAGAAACCGGUAUCUUAGUCCUUUAUACAAGAUUAGGUUUAACAGCUCAAGAAUUUGAUAUUGGUCUUGGUUAUGAGAAAGAGAAAUUUGGUAUUGUCGAUGAUAAAGGUAAAGGGUUAUGUGGUGUUAAGAAAGGUAUAUUUUAGGUAAGCCUUCUUAAUUCUUUUUUUUUUUAUUUUUUUCAAUCAAUGCAUUUGAUUAUUUUUUAUAUUUUAUAAUUCUUUUUUAAGUCUAGUUAGCUUGCU